AUGCAGAUAGACGGAGGAAAUAUUGAGUUUGAAGUUGAAUACUUGGUCUAUCUCAAGAUGAUCACAUUCAAAGGGAGGGCUAGAGUUUCUGGCAAAAGAAAACUAGACCCUAGGUACUUGGGUCCGUUCAGAAUCAUAGAAAGAGUUGGGGCUGUGGCUUAUAAGUUGGAACUGCCACCAGCCAUGGAUGCGUUCCAUAACGUGUUUCAUGUGUCACAACUCCGAAAAUGUUUGUCUGAUCAGGACAUAAUACUACCCGAGAUCCCUACGGAUUUGGAUAAGAAUCUGACUCUAGAGACGAGGCCGGUCCGCAUAGUGGACCGAACAGAAAAGACAACAAGGAAGAAGACCAUUCCCAUGAUCAAGGUCGUGUGGGAAUACAAUGGCAAGGAUGUAAUCACCUGGGAAACAGAGGCAACGAUGAAGGCCGAGUAUCCUGAGUGGUAUGAUCAGAGAUGGACGAGUGAUGUGGGAGCUGGACGGGACAGCGGCCGAGCUGGUCAGCUCAGGGAAGCUCAAUGGGAGUGGCCGAGCUUGGGCAGGCAGUAUGCAUCAGCUCGUGGAGCUAGAAGGACUAUCUCACUCAGCUGGGACCAGCUAGCAGUCAGCUCAACUCAGCUGGGCCGAGUGUUCAUGUCCGGGACAAUGGGCGGUUACAAGGAUGGUUAUGGUGGUUCAGUUAGAUGGUGCGGCCACGGUAUGGACAGUCAGUUAAAGGGCUUGGCCUUGGCUUCAGGAUAG
Brassica napus (rape) is the source of this 741-nucleotide messenger RNA. RefSeq lists its product as uncharacterized. Bases 1 to 741 code for a protein of 246 amino acids. The record is from RefSeq and is a predicted model, not a curated record. NCBI's taxonomy places the organism in Eukaryota, Viridiplantae, Streptophyta, Magnoliopsida, Brassicales, Brassicaceae. The transcript has 2 exons.